AUGGUUUUCAACAAAGACCUUCCUCAAUCUUCCUUGAUACUCGAUUCUCCUGUGACCCUUUCACAGCAUCUGUUCAAAAACGCACCUCGGACCCUGUUUGACGAGAUGGAAUGCCGCAAAGCCGAUCUGCAGGAACCAUCGAUCCACCACGAUCACCCCCAUGGCCCAUUGGGAAAACAUAGCAACGAUCGUGUCGAGCAGUUCAAGGUCGAGUCAGAGUUCUCUUGGAAAUCACUAGUACGGCGGUUACGAGAGGAGAAUGCAAGCUUGCUUAACACCGUAAAGUUGACGCGUGAGGAUAUUCGACAAGUCAAAUAUGAAAAAGCCGAGCUGGAGAGGACCUUAAGGUUGAGAAAGCAAUCAUCGGAUAAAGUGAUCAAUGAUCUACAACAGCAAUUGGAUGAUGAAAAGAGAUUACGAGAACAAGUAUCGAAAAGAGUGAUCGAAUUGCAGGAAUUGGAUGCUGCCCAAGAGCACUUGCAGCACUUGCAUCUCGAAGUGAAUACCCUGGAACAGCGAAAGGAGCAGCUAUUGUCUACGGCAAACGAUCAACGACCGCAAACGAGUGAUUUGGAUUAUGAUACCCGACAUCAACCUUUUGAACAUCCACAAUCACACCUGCUGGAUGAAAUUGAACAGCUGAAGACCUUGUUGGACGAGUCAGAGCGAAAAUACGAAGACGAGAGGAGACGGCGACUGGAAUUAAUGUUCCAAAAGCGCUAUCUUUUGCUUGUCAAUCGAGGAUUUGAAGAGUGCGAGUCAACAAGAGCAGCAGACGCUCCAAUGGCAGACUUUCAGCAUCAUUCGACAACCACCCUUUCACCAACAUCAAAAUGGCGCGCAUGUGUCACACUCAUUAUAGCAAUUCAUCGCCUACGAAAAUCACUCCAUACCACAUAA
Messenger RNA from Lichtheimia ornata, 900 nucleotides. RefSeq lists its product as uncharacterized. The record is from RefSeq and is a predicted model, not a curated record. Bases 1 to 900 code for a protein of 299 amino acids. Lineage: Eukaryota; Fungi; Mucoromycota; Mucoromycetes; Mucorales; Lichtheimiaceae. The transcript has 8 exons.